GCGUCAUGGGGCGGAGCUUCGGGUGGCGGGAAGAGCAGGCACCGGAAUGGAGGUACAGGAGAGCGGCAGUGGCUCGGCUGAGAGUGGGACGCAGGAUCCCUCGCCUGUCCCCAGCAAGACCGCCGGCCACUACGAGCUGCCGUGGGUUGAAAAAUACAGACCAGUGAAGCUCAAUGAAAUAGUGGGAAAUGAAGACACUGUGAGCAGGCUGGAGGUCUUUGCAAGAGAAGGCAAUGUACCCAAUAUCAUCAUCGCUGGCCCUCCGGGAACUGGCAAGACAACCAGCAUCCUCUGCUUGGCGAGAGCGCUGCUGGGCCCGGCCCUGAAGGAUGCAGUUCUGGAACUCAAUGCGUCCAAUGACAGGGGCAUCGAUGUGGUGAGGAAUAAAAUCAAAAUGUUCGCCCAGCAGAAAGUCACCCUUCCCAAGGGCCGACACAAGAUCAUCAUUCUGGAUGAGGCAGACAGCAUGACGGACGGUGCCCAGCAGGCCCUCAGGAGAACCAUGGAAAUCUACUCCAAGACGACCCGCUUCGCUCUGGCUUGUAACGCUUCAGACAAAAUCAUAGAGCCCAUCCAGUCCCGCUGUGCGGUGCUCCGCUACACCAAGCUCACCGAUGCGCAGGUCCUCAGCAGGCUCAUGAAUGUCAUCGAGAAGGAAAAAGUGCCAUACACAGAUGACGGCCUGGAAGCCAUCAUUUUCACAGCCCAGGGAGACAUGCGCCAGGCACUGAACAACUUGCAGUCCACCUUCUCAGGAUUUGGCUAUAUCAACAGUGAGAAUGUAUUCAAGGUCUGUGACGAGCCCCACCCGCUGCUGGUGAAGGAGAUGAUCCAGCACUGUGUGGACGCCAACAUCGAUGAGGCCUACAAGAUUCUUGCUCACCUCUGGCACCUGGGCUACUCGCCAGAAGAUGUCAUCGGCAAUAUUUUCCGCGUGUGUAAAACCUUCCCAAUGGCCGAAUACUUGAAACUGGAGUUCAUCAAGGAGAUUGGAUACACUCACAUGAAAGUGGCGGAAGGAGUGAACUCCCUGCUGCAGAUGGCUGGGCUCCUGGCCAGGCUGUGUCAGAAGACCAUGGCUCCGGUGGCCAGCUGACUUGAGACGCCCUUCACUGAUGGAAUUAGGAGAAUCCUUGUCGCCGAGACACUGAUGUUCCAGCUUUCCACUUGUGGGAGUCGUGCCUUAGCCUUUGCUAGAACCUGCUCUGUGUUUUUCUUCUGUGAGAAUAGGGUCUCUUGUAGCCCAGGCUGACAUUGAACUCCUGACCUCUCUCCCAGCUCUGCCUGCCGAGUACUGGGAUCACAGGUGUGUGUCCUGCUUGCUUCAUGCAGGACGAUGGCGGAGCCCACAGCUUGUGCUUGUCAGAUGAACACCCUGCCAGCUGGGCGACAGUGAGAGCCUGAGCUCUGGAAGAUUUCCUCAUGGCUACCGAUACACGUCUGCUCUUCAGUGUGUGAAUAUGGCCUCAGGCCCUGGACAUGGGCAUGGUGGGAAAGCUCUGACCUCCUCAGUCUUGUUGUAGCUGAUAAAGCCUUUGGAUGUUUGUCUUUGAA
Rattus rattus (black rat) is the source of this 1554-nucleotide messenger RNA. It is a transcript of the gene Rfc2, whose product is annotated as replication factor C subunit 2. The record is from RefSeq and is a predicted model, not a curated record. The transcript is spliced from 11 exons. Bases 47 to 1096 code for a protein of 349 amino acids. Gene Ontology annotation, molecular function: DNA binding; ATP hydrolysis activity; ATP binding. NCBI's taxonomy places the organism in Eukaryota, Metazoa, Chordata, Mammalia, Rodentia, Muridae. Gene Ontology annotation, biological process: DNA-templated DNA replication; DNA repair. Gene Ontology annotation, cellular component: DNA replication factor C complex; nucleus.